AUGGAUUCCAUGAACCAUGAUCGUGGGCGCCCUACUAACCCAAAGGCAAGACCAAAAGCGUAUGGAGAAGUCAACAUCCUCAGCAAUGUUCCUGGUGUUGAACUGCUAGAAGAGGAUGAUGGCAAUGAGGAUGGUGAAUCAGGUGAUGAUGGUGAUGAAGCUUCAUUAAGCGGCACUGAUGAUGAUCUUGAUCACGCUGAGAUGGUUGCUUCCAGUGAUGAUGAAGACAACGAAAUAGCUAACAGUGACAGUGGAAGUGAAGAGGAUUAUGUAGUAGCUGAAGAUGUAGAUAGUGAUGGUAGUAUAGAUGACAACGACAGUGAUGUCAGUGGGGAUGCGGAUGAGGAUGACGAAGAGGAAGAUAGUGGAACUGGAAUUGGCCAAAGAGAACAUGGAGCACACUUCAUUGGACUCAACAGAUGGUUUUCUUUCUAA
Messenger RNA from Prunus armeniaca (apricot), 435 nucleotides. NCBI's taxonomy places the organism in Eukaryota, Viridiplantae, Streptophyta, Magnoliopsida, Rosales, Rosaceae. The record is from the annotation of a GenBank genome assembly.